AUGAUGCGUGAUGGUCAGUCCAUGCUGCAGCAUACGCGAGGAGCAGGCCCGCGUGUUGCAAGAAACGUGCCGCCCGGCAUGCAGGAAGUUCACCAGCUUGACAAGUUGCGAGCUUCGUGUUUGUUUGAUCGUUCCGAGGUUCGCAGCAACUGGAUAGAAAGCUCGAGCCCCUUGCAAGACAGACAGCGCCACUGCAUCAACAGAGGGAUUCUGAAGACUCGAAGCAGCACGAGGGGCCAUGCAUCUGUUCUGACUUGUCAGCAGCCAUCCAACGAAGGUGCUGUGGCCCAACGCUUUGGGAGUGCCAUUUCUGCGGGAGAUUCCAAGAACGAGGCUUCUCGGCAUGCCGGUCGCUUGAUCAACACCGCCGCCAAGAUCAACGUCUUCGGGUGUGGUUUUGCAGUUUCGGGUUUAGGGUUCAAGAAUUUCGGGCUUAAUUGUGUUCAGGCUUUGGAACCUCCUGGUUUUUGUUGGGCGUCUGGUGGCUUAGGGGCUUGGGCUCCAGGGCUUCAAGUCCAGCCGGGAAAAGGGGAGCCUUUGCCUUCUUGGAAACGAUGCAAGAGGGCCGGAUACGCAGAGUCACAGGUGGGGCAAGUGAUCUUCGGCUGGAUGCAAUAA
Messenger RNA from Symbiodinium natans, 618 nucleotides. NCBI's taxonomy places the organism in Eukaryota, Dinophyceae, Suessiales, Symbiodiniaceae. The record is from the annotation of a GenBank genome assembly.